AUGAUUUGCAAGUAUGGAGAGCGCAAAAAGGCGCAAGACAAGGUCUAUCCUAAAGGGUACGUCGAGAUGCUGGAAGAGCAGCAGUCACAGCUGGUCUCUGGUCUACAAGAAUUAUAUAAAUUAACUAUUGACGGGAAAAGCUGGCCGGGGAGCCCACUGAGAGAGACCCAUAACGGAUAUCCGCUCACGCACGACAUACUAGACCGACUGGGAGCAUUGAGACCAGAGGGCCCGACCAACACCUUUGGACAAUUUGAAGAAAAUCUUGUGUUAGCACAGCAGAGAUUGAUGGGUAAAGGUGCCGAAAUGCAGCGUAAAGACUCCUCUGACGGCACUUCUACCGGAGCCAGUUCUCCCUCCUCGUCGAACCGCCUGAGCACCGGGAGCCUAUUCUCGAACGAGCCUUUCCCACCGAGACUUCGAAAGCCUCAGAGCCACCAGGUGCAAAUCAAACAGGAGCAGGCCAGACAGGCAUAUGCCAACCAGGCGGACGAAUACACUCCCCAAUUGAAUAUUGCUCGGAUACAACAAGGAUAUGCACAGCAGCAAAAGGAGCGCAAACGUCAGAGACAGCCUUCGGUAAACCAGCCCUCGGCAAACCAGCACUCGGCUUCGCCAAAUCAGCAUUCGCCAAACCGGCCGUCACUAAGCCAGCCGCCAAACCAGCCUGUCUAUUUCGCUCCCAUGCCCAGCACCCGAAAUGGAACGAGUAUCAGUCAAGAUUACCCAUGGGGAUUAGAUAGCUCGCCCGAGAGCAUGCUGUCCUUUGAACCUCAGCUACAUGUAGAGCCUCUUGACCAGCAAAUAGGGCAAUUCGCCGCUCGCCACGCUGCCAUUGCUGCUGGGUUAAACAGCUGUUUACCCACCGAUGAAUUCAAUGAGGAUGAAUUCAAUCUAUACUUCGAUACAAACCCGAAUGGCCUGGCACGGAUUUAG
Molecule: messenger RNA, 936 nt
Organism: Arthroderma uncinatum
Lineage: Eukaryota; Fungi; Ascomycota; Eurotiomycetes; Onygenales; Arthrodermataceae
Exons: 2
Coding region: 1-936 (311 amino acids)
Source: RefSeq, a predicted model, not a curated record